AGCUUGCAUACCUUAAACUAGGGUUUAGCUGGCUUGGCUUCCCAUCUACAGGCAACUCUCCCCACUUGCAAUGAGGAGUUCCAUGGUGUUUGGCUCUAUCAUCACCCUCCUACUUCUUGCUACUAUAGCUCAUGGACUUCGGGGGCUGGACAUGCACGCAUCACCGAACAAGAAGGGGGAGAUUCGAGCUGACUUCAAGUGGCGACGACCACCACCGUCUUCCGGCGGCAGUCCGGCGGACAGCGCAUCCGGAGGCCGUCACGGCACGACACCGCCGGAGGACCAUGCGAGCACGGCUCGUGCUGCUGCGGAGGAGGACGGCGAGAGGAAGAAGAAGAUGAGGGCUCACCGUGAGGUGGCGCCCAGGUUAAUCCACGAAGACUACGCCGGGCCCAGCGGCCAUUCACCCAACCACCACCGCACCAUACGAUGCGGCCCGUGUUAGCGUUGAGCAGCUAGUGAGUGUGUUUCAGUUUUCUCUGAUGGACAUGCUAGCUGCAUGCAUGUUGUAGGUGGAGAGUUCAACGAUGCAAUUUGCAUGUAGAGAAGAGAGAAAGGGA
Panicum hallii is the source of this 560-nucleotide messenger RNA. RefSeq lists its product as uncharacterized. The record is from RefSeq and is a predicted model, not a curated record. The coding region runs from base 71 to 445 and encodes 124 amino acids. The transcript has 3 exons. NCBI's taxonomy places the organism in Eukaryota, Viridiplantae, Streptophyta, Magnoliopsida, Poales, Poaceae.